GAGGAAAUGGCCAAAAAGGUCUUGUACGCAGUAGGGCUGUUGAUCAAAACCGUGCUGUUAUGCUGUACAGCUGCACAGCAAUGGGAGGCUACGGGCCAGCCGGAAGUUUCCAAAUUUGGGAUGAUGCUACAACGCCACAUCUUCAAGAGGAUCACGGGGGCUGGUCUUUCAGAUGUGUGCUUGCGGGGAUGCUAUGCUGACGUCAGAUGUCAAAGUUUCAACUAUGUCUUUACGCAAGACAUUUGUGAGCUGAGCAACCGAACCAAGGAGGCCAGACCAGAGGAUUAUGUUCCGAACCCUGAGAGAUUUUACUUUAAGCGAGAUUACAAAAGAGUUCCUCUCGGUUCCAUUCCUGAGCUGCCUGCGGAGACUUGCCAGGAAAUCAAAAUGAGCGAAGGAGGACAAGCGGUCAGCGGCAAAUACUGGUUUCACUCGAUUGUACCCGAGAGGACUGUUCUGGCUCCUUGUGACAUGAAAACCGAAGACGUGGACGAGUGUAAUUCUACAAUUCCCGUGUGUGACGCCAACGCCGAGUGCGCGAACACCAUCGGUUCUCACAGUUGCUCGUGCAAAACUGGUUUUACUGGAAACGGAAAAAAAUGUGUCGAUGUCGACGAAUGUGCCAAUAAAUCGCAUGACUGUGAUGCCAAUGCCUCCUGUAACAAUACCGCUGGUUCCUAUCGAUGCACCUGCAAUUCCUGGUACCAAGGAAACGGAACAAGCUGCUAUUUUCGUGGCCUUAAUAAUUCCGUUAUUCUUACCAGCCUCGACUACAACAACUACACAGGUAAGCUGCUUUCCUACCUAGAGCCAGUCCUCCUGAGUUCAGAGUGGAGCAGGUUUGUGAAGUGUUGGCACGCUAAGACAGACGGCUGGGCGGCAUCGACAUUCCAUAGCAACUGUGAUGGGAGGGGACCCACAGUGACAAUCAUCAAAGUGAACGAUUCCAUAUUUGGUGGAUACACUGAUGUGUCCUGGGGACCAAGCGGUUCCUGUUUUUGGUCUUACGCUACCAAAGCCUUUUUAUUCUCAUUUAACAACGUCAAAGGAUACAAUCCUGUGAAGCUGACACAAUACCGAUACCAGCAAUACGCAAUGUACACAUGUUCCUAUUACGGACCCACUUUUGGCUCGGGACAUGACAUCCGCAUAUAUGACGACGCCGUAAACAAUCAACAUUCUUAUACUGAAUGCGGCCAGACUUACUCCAACCCCACGGGUUAUUCAGGUGUAAAAUGUGGAUUUUUCACAGGAAGCCAUUAUUUUACUCCAUCUGACAUUGAAGUUUUCUUCGAAAUAGGUGGCCUUGGUGCAUCUAUAAUACUUGGAAGCCUGGACCCCAAUAAAUAUUUGGGAAAGCUGAUUUCGUUUUUAGAGCCAGUUCUUCCCGGUACAUCCCGUACUGACUUUGUUAGGUGUUGGCAUGCUAAGACUGACGGCUGGGCGGCAUCGACAUUCCACAGCAACUGCGAUGGGAGGGGACCCACAGUGACAAUCGUCAAAGUGAACGAGUACAUAUUUGGUGGAUAUACUGAUGUGUCCUGGAGCGGAGCUGGUUCUUGCGCUUAUUCCUACGCCAAUAAAGCUUUCAUCUUCUCUCUCUAUAACGUCAAAGGAUACAAUCCCGUAAAGUUAACACAAUACCGAAAUCAGCAAUAUGCAAUGUACAGAUGUAAUACGUAUGGACCCACCUUUGGGAAUGGUCAUGAUAUCUACAUAUCCGACGGCUCCGGAAACAACCAAAACUCCUACACCAGAUGCGGUUACACAUACACGAUACCCUCUGGGUACUCUUAUGGUGACUGUGGUUUUUUUACAGGGGGGUCUAAUUUCUCUCCAACGGACGUCGAAGUAUUCUAUGAAGCAGGUGGCCUUGGUGCAUCUAUUAUACUUAGAGGCCUGAACCCCAAUAAGUACUUGGGAAAGCUGAUUUCGUUUUUAGACCCAGUUCUUCCCACUGCAUCCCGUACUGACUUUGUUAGGUGUUGGCAUGCUAAGACUGACGGCUGGGCGGCAUCGACAUUCCACAGCAACUGCGAUGGGAGAGGACCUACAGUGACAAUCAUCAAAGUGAACGAUUACAUAUUUGGUGGAUACACUGAUGUGUCCUGGAGCGGAGCUGGUUCUUGUGCAAAUUAUUCCUACGCCAGUAAAGCUUUCAUCUUCUCUCUCUAUAACGUCAAAGGAUACAAUCCCGUAAAGUUGACACAAUACCGAAAUCAGCAAUAUGCAAUGUACAGAUCCGAUUCUUGCUAUCAUUAUAUAAACCUGAGUGAAGCCAAUCGAAAGAUAAGUUGCAUAACACAUUACGAUUCAAAGUUGUGUGACCGCCAGCUCCCUGAGGGAUGGUACCGUUUUGUGGGAGCUGCAGGAAGAAAAUUGCCAACAACACGUGCGGUAGCGUAUAGAUGUGGUACAGACUGGUCAGGCUGGUUGGAUGGUGCUCAUCCCACAGAGGAAGAUGAUGAAGUUCGCAGGAUGGUCUGCUUUAGUAUCGUCUAA
Messenger RNA from Pocillopora verrucosa, 2502 nucleotides. The record is from RefSeq and is a predicted model, not a curated record. Lineage: Eukaryota; Metazoa; Cnidaria; Anthozoa; Scleractinia; Pocilloporidae.